AGCUGCAAGUCCUCUCAACUCCCAACUGGUCUCCCUUCUCUUGUGCCAAUCCGAUUCCAAAUCUCUGCCAAAGUCGUAGAGAAAGUUCAUAUCUCUGAAAGAAACUCCUCCUCGGUCUUCUUGCUCCGAGGUAAAAUCUGCAAGUACAACCCCUAGAACCUAAUUUCUUAGGAAAAAAAAAAGAAAGUGCCCAAAACCCUGCCAAUGUCACACAAAGCCCUAGAUUCGCGGCCCUCCAUAGAGUCGUGUACUUUUCAGCUCCACACUUGGAGACCUUUCAAGUUCCAACCCAAAACCCUUGACUACUCCGACUCCCACCUCGCCACCACCACCACAAACCCAUCUUACUCAAAGCCCUACCACCACUACUCUGCUAAUGGGGUCCACACCAAGCGCCCCUGCCGUUCCGACCGCGCGACGUCCUUUUCCGUUGUCGACGCCGCCGCAAUCGACAUGUCCAAGCUCACCCUGAUCGAAGACGACAGGCCGAUCUCCACCGGCCACCACAAUCGCGUAAGCUUUGGAUUGUUCGCCAGGAAACGACGUCGCCGAGGGUCGAGAUCGGUUUCGGGUCGGAGCAGCGACAGGAGCAUCACCCGCCGGUGCUGCUCUGUGGGUGCAUCUGCAGCAUAUGGGACGUGCUCGGAUCUUCCGGUGACGGACUCGAGUGGAGAGCUGUUUGGGAAUGGGGAUGCGAAUUGGGCAUCCGAUGUGAGCGAAGCGAGGAAUUCGAGGAGGGAUAAGGAUGGAGGAGGAAGUGGGGAAAAGGAGACUACGGGUCAUGGGUUUGGGCCCGUUGGUGGUUUUGAUGCUCAGGGAAACGAGUCUGGGUAUGGUAGCGAACCCGGAUAUCGCGGGGACGCUGAAUUUGGGUAUGGGGACGAGCUCGAUGAGGAGGAGGAUGAUGCCAAAUUGCUGUUCUGGGGUGAGCGAUUUGGAGCAGAGGCACAUUCUAAAAUGGAGAUGGUUGGCGAGAAUACAUUCUCGGAUCAAAAAACCCAUUACAGAUGCCGGCGUAAGAAACAUGAUUGCAGAAUGGUGGAUUCACCUCGGUAACGGAGGAGCUCCUUUGUUUAGAGCCAAUUCUUCUGGCUUCCCAUCGGGCCAUCAGCAGGGUUUGUUGGCUCCUAGAUUGGAGCCAGUGCUGCACAAAUUAGCAAGUGAUUAUAACUUCUUCAUGGCGCUGUUGGAUACAGCUUUACCCAUAUGUUCAUAUCACCCGAACUCUGUCAGCAUAUAUCAGCAAUUGUAUCAUGCUCAAGGCUUUAAUGGAUGUUCAUUGUUAAAAUACGAGCAAAAAACUCUGGCUUUAUUUAUUGUAUACUUUGGUUUGUGAUUGAGCCACACCCGUUUGAAGCUGGUUAAUACUACACACGUGCUUUGCUGCCUUUAUU
Messenger RNA from Juglans regia (Persian walnut), 1394 nucleotides. RefSeq lists its product as uncharacterized. The transcript is spliced from 2 exons. The record is from RefSeq and is a predicted model, not a curated record. NCBI's taxonomy places the organism in Eukaryota, Viridiplantae, Streptophyta, Magnoliopsida, Fagales, Juglandaceae. The coding region runs from base 205 to 1056 and encodes 283 amino acids.